This is a messenger RNA of Closterium sp. NIES-67, 4491 nucleotides long. Lineage: Eukaryota; Viridiplantae; Streptophyta; Zygnematophyceae; Desmidiales; Closteriaceae. The record is from the annotation of a GenBank genome assembly.
GUGGAGAAUGACGGAGAGAGCCUCGGAAACUACAGAAAAAAUCAAGGAAUUACUGAAGGAGUUCCAAGACAUUCUUCCUGACGAUCUUCCGAACGAGCUACCGCCAUACCGAACGCAUCAACACGAGAUCGUGGAGGAACCGGGUUCGAAGCCGACCUUCCGAGCACCAUACCGGCUCAGCCCUACGGAGCUGACCGACAUGAAGAAGCAGAUCGAGUAUCUCCUAGCCAAAGGACUCAUCCGACCAUCUACUUCGCCAUACGGUGCCCCAGUACUCUUCACACCGAAACCGGACGGAAGCCUGCGCAUGUGCAUCGACUACCGAGCUCUUAACAAGCAGACCAUCAAGAAUAAAUAUCCGAUACCGCGAAUCGAUGACCUGCUUGACCAGCUUCGGGGAGCUACGGUAUUUUCCAAACUGGAUCUGCGGUCCGGAUACUGGCAGAUACGGAUGGCGGACAACUCUAUCCACAAAACUGCUUUCCGAACUCGGUACGGAUCGUACGAGUAUUUGGUCAUGCCGUUCGGACUCACCAACGCGCCGGCAACGUUCCAAGCCGAAAUGAACCACAUUCUACGACCACUUCUGGACGAAUGCGUGGUGGUGUACCUGGAUGACAUACUCAUCUACUCGCGCGACAUGAAGCAGCACGUCGAACACCUGCGACGCGUCUUCGAAAUUCUUCGACGGGAACGAUUCUACGUCAAACUGUCCAAGAGCGAAUUCGCCCUUGAAAAGGUCCAAUUCCUAGGACACAUGGUGAGCGCUCAAGGAGUUCACGUCGACCCCAAGAAAAUCGAAGCCGUACGUACGUGGAAGACACCCGAGAACGUGAAGGAGUUGCAGCAGUUCCUAGGCUUCGCUAAUUACUACAACAGGUUCGUGCCACAGUAUGCGAAACUCGCGGCACCACUCACGAAUCUGCUGAAGAAGAACACGCCCUACAAAUGGGAGACGAAGCACCAGGAAGCCGUGGAGCAACUGAAACAAGCACUGACAUCCGCAUCGGUACUCAUCUUGCCAGAUACCGAACGUGACUACGUCAUUGAAGCAGACGCCAGUGAUCAGGCCGUGGGAGCAGUCUUAAUGCAAGACCAGGGGAAUGGACUGCAACCAAUUGCCUACCUCAGCAAGAAACUGCACGGGGCAGAACUCAACUACCCGAUACACGACAAAGAGGCUCUUGCUAUCAUCAUCGCCUUCAAAGCGUGGAGAUGCUAUCUCGAAGGACGAAGAACAACCGUCUACACCGACCACUGCAGCCUGAAAUAUUUGAAGACACAACCCAACCUUUCCAGGCGGCAGGUCCGGUGGAUCGACUUCCUCGAGACACACUUCCACUACGACAUCGUGUACAAGCCCGGCCACAAGAACAAAGCAGACGCUCUCAGCCGGCCUGCACACGUUGCCGCGAUUCAGGUCGAAGGGAUGAAUCCACUACUCAAGGGACUCUUCACACACGGGUACGCCAUCGACCCCGAAAUUUCCUUGGCAGAAAAGCGACAUCUGCUACAAGCAGCAAGCAGAAAAAGGCGGGACUACUGCAGCCUCUUCCUGCCCCAGAACAACCAUGGCAAGUGGUUAGCCUGGACUUCAUCACCGGGUUACCACCUACCUCCAGCGGUCAUGACGCCAUCCUUGUCGUCAUUGACAAGUUGUCCAAAAUGGGACACUUCAUCCCGACACACACGACGGCACGCACCGAGGAGACAGCACAGCUCUUCGUUCGUCACAUCAUCUCACAGCAUGGCAUCCCAACUACACUCAUCUCCGACCGAGACCCCAAAUUCACUAGCAAGUUCUAGAAGGAACUUAUGUCUCUGCUCGGCACCAAACUCGCCAUGUCAUCCGCAUACCAUCCGCAGACAGACGGACAGACCGAGCGCCUCAACCAAAUUGUUGAGCAACUCCUCCGAGCAGCCUGCAAGCACGACAUCUCCAAAUGGGACUUGCACCUGCCUGUACUCGAGUUUGCUUACAACAAUGCUACACAUGCCGCUACUGGACAGACGCCGUUCUUCCUCUGCUACGGACGCCACCCACUCACACCACAAAAACCGACAACAUCAGCUACAGUCCAACCCGCACAUGAUUUUAUUACAGCCAUGCACCAGCUUUGGGAUCGGACCCACAAGCGCCUACUCGACAUUCAACAGCAACAGAAGCGCCAAGCCGAUCGCCAUCGCAACGACCACACCAUUUCCGUGGGAGACCAGGUUCUCCUUGACACCCGCAACCUGGACAUCAGCCAUCUCCCAUCUAAACUUCGACCUCGCUUCUGCGGGCCUUUUCUCGUUGAAGCACAGCACACGCCGUCAGCAUUACGUCAUGAAGUACACGCCGCUCUCAGUUCUCAAGUCGCUCGCCCUCUUCGUCGCGGCGGGCCUCCUCGAGAUCGGCGGCGGCUGGUUCGUGUGGCAGUGGCGGAUCAACGGCUGGCAUUGGGCGUGGUGCCUCCUCGGUGCCGCGAUCCUUUUCGGCUACGGACUCGUCGCCACGUUCCAGGAUGCUUCCUUCGCGCGCACGUACGCAGCGUACGGCGGGAUCUUCAUCCUGCUCGCGCUGCUGUGGGGCUGGGCCGUCGAUCGGACGGCUCCCGAUGUGUGGGACCUAGUGGGCGCGGCGGUGGCGGUGGGCGGGGCGUGCAUUAUCAUGUUCGAGCUCUCUCGGGAGGGGAGGGGAGGAGGGGCGUUACCAUGGUCGUCCCUCGGCACGCUGAACCUGCAUGGGAACCUCGGAAGCCAAGGCGCGGGUGACGGGGUUCGUGACGAUGUGGCUGGUGUUCGUUUCUCAGGGAUGGUGCUGAUUAGGGCAGGCCUAGCGAAGAGCUCGUUAUCGUGUUCGUUCCCUGGGCUGGCGAAUCAGACAAGUGACUGCAGAUGAGGCGCGGGGCUUUGAGUUCCGCUUGCGCAAGGAAGGGAAGGGGCUUCUCCUGGGCUCAGAGAGUGGGUGGUAAUGUCAACGGAACCGAGUGGCGCAGCGCAGGACAUGGCGCCGAGUGGCCGUUAAGGGUUUAGGCUGGUUGUGUGCAUAGAGUGUUAGACUGGAGAGCCGGUGCACUUACGUCGAUUUAGGGCGUCGCAGAGCAGAGUGGCUGGCUGCUGAUAGAUAAUGCACGACUCACUCACGACUCACGGCCAUCACCGCCCCUUCUGCCGAGGGUUUAGGUUUCGCAGCGACGGAGCGACGAAGCGAUUCCCAGGGCUGAGGAUGACGCAGAAGUGACCUUUGAGGCGGCUCCAAACUCAUUGCGUGGGCGCCGGUGUCCUCUGGUGGACUUGGAGUGGAGAAGGGCAAGGAAUGGCGGUUAGGGCAAUGCAAAUCCAUGGAGACAGCAAUGCGCAUGAGGAGAGAGUUGAGGAGUGCAGAUCGGUGGGGCAUGGAGAGAAAGCAGUGUGGCGCACACGAAGCAUGCCGAUUUGAAAGGCGCAUUGGCGGGACUGGCUGGCAGCGGGAUGAUUCGCUGCAACUUGCGCACUCCAGUGACGGGCAGCUCGUCAUUGCGGUGCCAAUGGCGUGCCAACGCGAGGCACCUCCGAUUUGUCGCUCGUUUGACACCAACGGGGAUGGCUGCCCCUCACCCUCUGAGACCUCGUCACCACGGCAGCCUUCCACGCUUGUGGCAACGGUACCCGCAUGCUGGUGCUGUGCUCAAGCCAAGAGACCGGAUGCAGCAGCUCAUUCUGCCGAGGAGGGGAUGGCGGUGGGCGCUGUAUUGGCCUCGCGUUGAUUGGCCGACUACGGCUCUUCUCAGGGUUGCUCUCAUUUCCCACCGGAAUCUGGAUCCUCUUCCUUCGCCCGGCGAAGAACCUCUGUUGUUACGGCUCCUAGGCGAUUGUUGCCGGAUGCACCGACGGUGUCGGUAAGGGUUUCGCGAGGGAGCUCGCGAAACGGAAGAUCAACGCAAUUCUCGUCUCGUCAGCAGGACCGCUCUGCUCCGUCUGUGCUGGAACCAAGGCUUCUCUCGCAGCAUCAACAUGGAGGAUGCAUCCAAGCCAAGGGGAUGGAUGUGCAGGUUCAGGCCCCUCUCUUCGUCGCAACCUAAUGCCAUAGAUCCGUCACAUCUCCCACACCUGCCCCUUGUCUGAAAUGUGUAAGGCAGGCAUGGGGCCAACUGGAUGGGUGCCAACUGGGUGUGGCAGGGGGUGCGGUGCACGCCGUACUGGGUGCACGGGGUCAUGUGGGGCAUCAUCUACCGCUUCAUUGCUUAGCGUCAUGUGGGGAAUCAUCUACCGCUUCCCAGAAAACCUUUUCAACACCAUUCGGUUGGGCCAGAAUGUGGACAUUCGCACGAGCGCCCUGGCCGAAAUUGUCCGCCAACAGAAGCAGCAGUAGGAUGGAGCUGUUGGUGUUUAUGUCACAUGCCUUGUUGACAUAGAUAAGGGUAUGCCCUGAAUGGAAACAUUAUGUUCUGAGGGUUUUAGCAAGCAGAUUUACUUUUAUGACCAAGCAAUGGAGGAAGCAGAGCAGCCGCAUUACUCAGCUCUGCA